ACAAAGGGGAAAAAAUCCUUUUCUGCUUGUGCCCAGGAGCACUCCUGCCAGCAGAGCAAUUUCAGAGAUGGUGCAACCCCACUCAGAGCUUGGGCAUUUCCUCCUGAAGAUAAGUGGGAAUUGGUUUAAGGAUGGAAAACCUAUCCCAGAAAGUGAAUCUCCUCCUCCUGGGGAAAAAUGCAGAGCCACCACUGCCAGCCUGGGACCUGCAGGGAUCUGUACACCAGGUACUCCUUAAUUUAAUAGCCUAGGAGAUGUGAAGGUCUAUUUGCAUGUCAUUAAAGUCCCCAAGGUGCCACUAGGAAUGUGUUUGCUGGUGCUGGCCCCAGCAGGGCUUGGGGCUGGCCCUCUGUCACCCCUACAGCUCUUUUGCUGGCCAGAGGAGCACAGUGUCCUCAGUUUCCCUCCCUGCCCUUGCAUUGCAUAUCAUAUUUUUUAAGCUCUUGUGAGCUCUUUGUCCCUCUCAAGGUCCUUCCCUCUCACUGCCUUAUGCCGCAAGAAACAUAGAAAGAAGAAGAUGGGAACUGAUAGAGUGCAGAAAAAAAAAAAGUGUAUUCAUUACAGUGGCAAAAUGCCCCGAGUUUCUUCUUAUUAAUCCCCUCCUUGCAGCAUUUCCAGUCCAGGCACAUACCUGUGAUGCUCCCACGGACCCGUGUGGUCCAGGAGCAUCGCUGAGGGAAGGGGGGUGUGUGUCUGUGAGUCUCCCGGUUGUCUGAGCAACGGGACAUUCAUCAUCAACUCCAGGGAUAAUUAACUCAUUUUCCUGUAUUUAUAGCAAACCAGUGCAGGGAGUAUUGGCACUUAUCCCUCACAGGGCCACAUUUGGCCACAACAUUUUGAAUUUUGGCCAUUUCUUGCAUUACGGCAGCUUUGUAAUCGUCCCCACUGCCUGCUCAUUAAUAGGGCAGCUCGUUAAGCUGAUGAGGGCAGGGGUGGUGGCGGCUGCCUGAGCCAGGCUGCCCGUGGGUGCCCACCUCAGCGUGCCCCACUCUGGGUGCAGGGAAUGUUUGCAGCAGCAUUCCCAUCUCCAGAUGCCUGCAUAUGCCUGUGCUAACAGCAGCGUCGCUCCCGGCUUGGCCGCUGGCAAGGGGAGAUUUUACUGCUUCAAGGUUUGUUGCAGAGAGGUGAUGCAAAGAAACACUGGAGCAUCCUGACUCAGCACCGCAGCAGUGGGAGACCCGUGGGAAAGACACGGAGCUUCUUCUCUUGGCAUCAGGGCAUGCAUGUGCCAGGGGAUGAGUGAGGAGCAGCUCCCUGCAUCUGCCCACUGCCCCACCACACGGGAGGACACCAAUGUCUCAGCCUCUGCCUACCCCCAGUACUGGGUCGAGCCGCGGUUCACGCGAGCAGCGAAGGUCCGUGUGAUCAUCACAGCCAUCUUCUUCCUGCUGGCGGCGGGCAGCAACGCGGCGGUGCUGGGCAGCCUGCUGAGGAAGAGGAGGAAAUCCCACGUGCAGCCGCUGAUCCUCAGCCUGGCUCUGGCCGACCUGCUGGUGACGGUAACGGUGAUGCCCCUGGACGCGGCGUGGAACGUGACGGUGCAGUGGUAUGGAGGGGACAUCUCCUGCAAGGUCCUCAACUUCCUCAAGCUCUUUGCCAUGUACGCGGCCGCCCUGGUGCUGGUGGUCAUCAGCCUGGACCGGCACGCGGCCGUGCUUCAUCCCUUCUCCCGCGCUCACCGCCGCAACGGGAUGCUGCUCCGCGCCGCCUGGGCCGGCAGCGUGCUCCUGGCUUUGCCCCAGCUUUUCCUCUUCCACUUGCACACGAUUCCAGGAGGGAACUUCACCCAGUGUGUCACGCACGGGAGCUUCCGGGCGCACUGGGAGGAAACUGUCUACAACAUGUUCACCUUCACCACCCUCUACAUCACCCCUCUGAGCGUCAUGGUUGUUUGCUACAUCAGGAUCCUUUGGGAGAUCAGUAGGCAGCUAAAGAUCAAUAAAGGUUUGACAAGAAGUCAAAAUGAUCACAUCUCCAAGGCACGCAUGAAGACUCUCAAGAUGACCGUAGUGAUUGUUGCCACCUUCAUCAUCUGCUGGACCCCAUACUACCUCCUGGGCCUGUGGUACUGGUUCCAGCCAGCCAUGAUCCAGAAGAUGCCAGAGUACGUCAACCACAGCUUCUUCCUCUUUGGCUUGCUGCACACCUGCACAGACCCUGUCAUUUAUGGACUCUACACCCCCUCCUUUCGGGAGGACGUGCAGUUGUGUCUCAGGGGCAUCGAAACAGCAAUCACCAGACACAAGAGACACAAACCCAUCUCAGCCUCAGAGAAGAACAUCAAGGAUGGUGCUGUAAAUGGUGGAGUGGCCUCAGGGGGCUCCAAUGGGACAACUGCCAGUGCAGUCUGAUGGAGAGACGUACCCACAAGGAGAAGGGAGGUACAGCUUUGGGGCUGCUUGGUCCCAUAGGAUCAUUCUACAGACUGUUCUAAUAAGGUUUGCCACCCAGCUUUGGUGGGUGAGGGUCUCUGGCCAGGAACAGGGAAUGCAUCUCCUGUCUGUACUCAGGGUGAAAAACAUUUGGGAGUAUUUAUGGUCAUUCUGCCAUAUUCUGGCAGCCCUGUGACAACUAGAAGAAUAUCUUUUUUGUACCCUGUGCAUGCUCUACCCCUGAUUCUGGGGUCAAGCUUCUGCACACUUCCAGCAUCCACCCCUGGUAGGAGACUCUCCAUGUCCUCUGUGGUCCAGGGCCAUGUCCAUGGGGUGUCCAGUCUUCGAGUGCCCCUUGCAGCUACACCCCGGUGUGGAGAUGCAUGGAUGGUGUCACCCUGAGGCUGCAAAGGUGCAAUCACAGGCUUUUACUCUGUUUUCUCCACCCAUUGUAGGAAAAGCUCCCUGGAAAUUUCGGAUCUCCUGGCUCAGAGCCUGCCUGGUUCUCCCAUGGCUGUGUGACAAGCCCUGGGAGAGAUCUAAAUAUCUGAGAGCUGACUAAUGCAAGGGCAUUAGUUCUGUGGGGAUGGAUUGGCUUUGACAAGAAGGGUACAAAGAACCACAGUGGGAUAGGUAUAGUGUGGGGGUUCUUCUCCCUUUUGGAGAUAACCAGAAGGGAAAACAGUCCAUGUUCUGGUGUGCAGGGGAUGGUACGGAUGCAUCCUUACACAGCAGUUUGGGAUACAGGGCUGACCAGGAGGGAGGGUGUUUGGGGUAAUCAGAGAGUGACAACCAGACAUGACCCUGCCCAGGACUCCUCUGGACCUCUCUGUCCCCAUGUCCCAGGGCACGAGCUGGCAGGUUGCAGACCACUUGCUGGACGCAUUUGCUUUGCCCAGUGCCAGUCCAGUGCCAGCCCCUUGGCUUUGCCCAAGCAGGGCAGGUGCAGACACCCCACAGGUGAUGCCAGAAGUGUCCCAACAGGGAAGGUGAUGGGAAACAGCUGGUGGAUGGAGGGGCUCAUCAGUACUUAUCAGUGCCAGGUGGGGGCUGACAGUCUUUGGCUGCACUGUGAGGGCAAAGGAGGCUUCUGGAUGAGUCAGUGGAGCUGUGGUGAGUAAGAUGGGUUAUUUGCUUUCUACCACUGUGCCAAAGGUUGCUUGAGAAUGUGGAGGGUAUGCAUUGAAGAGAUGGGUUUUUUCAAUUGUGUUGUCCUUUCCAGGUAAUUAGAAAUAGUGGAUUAUUUCUUUUUUCAUUCUCUGGUGAUUGUUAUUAAAUGUGGAUUUUUUUCCUUUUGAAGAGAAAUUUAGUUUUGAGCCAGGUGGAUUUUUUUUUUUUUUUUUAGUUUUGUGAAAUUUUGGGAAGUCAGGAGCUCUGGACUUGGCAGGAAGCACUUCCUUGGCUAUUUUUGUGGCCACCUCAGCUUUGAACAUGCAUCUGGACUUUAUCAGGAUGAAAGAGCUUUGUUUUAAAAACAACUCUUGGCUUGCUGUGGUUGCAUAUGUAGGGAGCUGGAAGAUGUCUCUGCCCAAGAAAGCAAAUUUCCCUUGGGCAUUGAGGGGGCCUUUUCUCGAUCUUGUCUCCAAGAGGGGAUGGCUUCCCAUCAGUCAGAAAGGAUCUGCACUGGUCUCCCAGUGCCCCAGAUAACAAAUUAUUGAAGCUGGAUGGGUGGUAAGCAGUCCUUGCAGGCUAGCUGAGGCUGGGCAAUGAGGACAUGGGAAGCCAGAGCGCUCAGGGUGAGCUGUAGUCUGGUGUUGGGCACUUGCCUUCCCCAUGCUAACAAUUUAUGCUAAACAUGCUGCCCAAGGAGGAAAAAAAAAUCAAUUAGAACUGCAGGAGCCCAGACCACCUGGUGGGGAUUAGUGUGAGCCAUUUAGGAAGCAUCCAAACUCCAACAAGAUGAGUAAUCGCAGUAUGACUUUCCUGGGCUUGUCCUGCUCAAGGUUAAUUACACAAUGCAGGAGCUGGCUGAUGCCAGGCUGGCAAAAAUGGGCCUCUUGUAAGGUGGUGGAGAUGGCUGGCAGUAAAAGAAGCUAUACUCAUCAACACUCCUUUGUCUCUCUGUAUAUGUUGCUUAUGAUGGCUGAUGGGAGGCAGAACUUGAAGGUGUGUUGAUUUUUCUGGCAAGCCUUCAGUGAGCAGGAAAGUGUCUUUAACCUACUGAAAACUUUCUUCAUCCACUUCUUGCUGAGUGAGAGGGAGCAGGUCUGGCAUUGCUCAUGCACUUAAGACCACGUGUCCUCUCUUGCCUAGCAGCUUCUCUGAGGAGUAAGAAGCACUUUUUCUCUUCUUUACAUCCCGUGGAUACAGUGAGAGGGCUGAAGCAGGUUUGGCUUGAAGUGGGCUCAAUGAUCUUAGAAUCCUUUAGGUUGGAAAAGACCUCUAUGAAGAGUAGGAAAACUGGGAUGCUGUCUAGUAUACAUACCUUGGUCCUUAGGGGAAGCAUGGCACAUCCCUCGGGAUGCUUGUGGGCACUCCAGUGCUAUUCCUUUUGCCCACCUCUUUGAUACCUUCCCUCCUGUUGCUGGUGUUCAAAUGGACAUUUUGGGAAGCCUGGAGAGUGGGCAAGGUGCCCAAAGUGACAGUUUUCAUGAGAGAAGGAAAAUGUCACUGGAAGAGUGUGCUGCCAAGCCAUGUGCCCACCACAUGUGGGAAGGGGGAGUGAGCAGGUGGGCAGCACCUCCCUAGGGGAGCUGGGAUCGACCUGGGUUUGGGUCCUGUCACAGGUGGACCAAAGCUAGGCCUGUUUUGGAUAUUCCUCUGUUUCUGCUUCUGCUGUUCUUAAAUUUGCUCAUACUGCAGAGAGCACAUGAUUUUUGCAUCACUUACCAGGAGCAUGAAUCCCAGAGCCUCGCUUCUGCCCACGCUGGGGGUGGUCCUGCUUUCUUCAGAGGUUCCCUCUCUGCCCACGUUGCCUCAACCCCCUGGUUUCCAACAGCCCUUCUUCUCAGCUGGCUCCUGAGAUCUCCAUACAUAUAUAUAGUGAAAAACCCCCUUAUAUUUAUGUCUAUGUUAUAUAUUUCCCCUUAUGGGAGGAAAAUCCUCCCACGAAACCUGCCUGUCCCCACCAGAAAGCACCAGCUGCCACGCUCCUCCUUGCAGUCCCAGCAGGAUCAGGUUUGUGUGAUUCAGUAACAGUUCUUCAAUACUCACCACAGUAAUGUAACAAACACAUUAAUAAGCACAGGUAGCUCUAUAUUUUACAACUCCUCACCCUGGGCUGCCCGUUUCAGACACAGCGGCCCUUUGUUCGGGAGGAAAUUCUGAUUCAUUCCCUGUUAGUGUUUUCAUAGCACUGUGCAUGUUCAAAGAGCCACGCAAGUGGCUUAAGAGGCUAACACAAACCUUGGGGUUAAUUCAUAAUACUGUUAGUUACUCAGCACAAUACCCGCAUUAAUCCAGCUGACUGCACCUCGCCACGUUGGGAAACACAUGCUGAAAUCAGCAGGGAGCACAGAAAACAAGCGUGGGAGUAGGAUGUUAAGUAUUUUGCCAGCCCACUAGGUUGAAUGUGAGCAUCUUAGAUGUAUUUAAAAUAUUUUCCUGUUGCCUUGCUCCGCAGCUGUGGAGCUGGGGCAAGGAGGAGGCUGUGCCCAGCAACCCUGCAGGCCUGGGAGGAACAGGGCUAUGAGCCCUCCAAGGGACACUCCAGACACUACAUCAGGACUCAGCCUCUACCUGCAACCCUUUUUUUUUUUUUUUUUCAGUCUGUUCAAACUGAUAAAGAUAGAAAAAGCUGAUUUUUUUUCCUUUAAUACCUGCUGAUCUCAUUGCAGAGCUGGACUGUGCAUGUCUGCCAUGAGCCCUCACAAUGCUUUCUCUCUCCGGGGAUAUGGCCUGGAGCUAUUAUUACUCCUUUUGCUUACUCUCAGAAACUUUCCUAUGCAAAGAAACCCUAAGAAAAGAGCUUCAAAUCCCUGCUGUGUUCCUGUCAUCUGGCUCAGGAGCUCCCAGGUUUGUGCCUUUCCGUGCAGUGCCAGAAGACAGCCAUCCCACAACUGCUGCCGAACCUCCACCUUUUCCAAAGGGCCCCAAACAGCCCAUCCGUUCCAAAAGAUGGGUUUUUUUCAGAUAUACAAGGCUUUCAGCUACCCAGUACCUAGCUUUCAGCUACCCAGCAUCAAAUACCCUACGUUUUCUGGCUGGCACAUUACCUCCCCCAGACUUGCAUAUUUAUAUGGCACAACAUUUAAUAUAACAUGCUGAGGUGGACAAAAAAUGGGCACCUAUUCCCAGGACCCACGUGUCUCAAACCCCAAGUUUCUGCAUUGAAAUACCAAGGAGUAAACUACUAUAAAGUAGAUGAAUCUGUUGCACAAUAAAUUAUUAAGUUUAUGUAUAUUUUAAUUGCAAAUCACUGCUAUAAUUAGCAUGGACACUUCUUGGGCUGAGGCACCACAACAUGCUUUGACACUGAGCAUUAUUAACGGGCUGUAAAAGGCAAUGGGGAAUUGGAUUAUAAUGUUCUUGUUUUGCAAGUUGUAUGGUGAAUAAAUAAAUUUGUUCUGGCAGCACAAUUAACUGGGAUAAAUAUGUCUAGCUCCAGCCACCAACAAGAGGGGUUUCUGGAAAUCAGCUUGUUCUCAGCCUUGAGUUGAGAAAACUUGAUUGGACAUUAUUUCUGGCAGUUAGGUACCAGAACAACAUCAGAAGAAGAGAUUUUCUUUGAAAUAUUUAAUGAAUAAGGGAGCAAUCACAGACUCAUUUGCUGGAAAUGUGAUGAGAUUUUUUUCUUUUUUGUGGUUAGGGUUCACUGUGCAAUGAAAACUUGUGUUUAUCAAGACUGAACUGUGGCACAUAUCUGGCUUUUCUUUGCCUACAACUUCCCUGGGUCUUCAUGGGGUUAUUCCAUGCCCAGGCAAUAAUCAGAGG
Molecule: messenger RNA, 7244 nt
Organism: Corapipo altera (White-ruffed manakin)
Lineage: Eukaryota; Metazoa; Chordata; Aves; Passeriformes; Pipridae
Product: gonadotropin-releasing hormone II receptor-like
Exons: 4
Coding region: 1224-2351 (375 amino acids)
Biological process (GO): G protein-coupled receptor signaling pathway
Cellular component (GO): membrane
Molecular function (GO): peptide binding; gonadotropin-releasing hormone receptor activity
Source: RefSeq, a predicted model, not a curated record